UAAACAACAACAGCUGUUUUAUUUGGCGCCACUUCAAAUCAAAAAGAGCGCUCACGAAUUUGUUCAAUUGAAAUGUGAAAAAUAUUACUUAUUAGUGUUAUAAGCAAAAAUUUGAAAUGGAUUAUGAAGUAAAUGCGAGUUUACGGGUUGUAUUUCAGGCCAUAGAGGAGAGAUGUAGCAGACCCGUGCUCUUCGAUAGGUUUGAAUUACAAAUGUUGUUAGAAAGUUUAAAACCACUGGAACAGUUACUGGUUGCAAGAUAUUUUUGUAAACUACCAUGGAAUAUAGGAAGUUUGCGAGUUUUGGCUAUACUACAAUCGUCUAAUAUACUCACCGCAAGUAAUUACAUAUUGAGUCUGGAGAACGAUGAAGAAAUACAAUUGAUACUAAAUGAUUUUCUCGAAGCAGAAUUUGAAUUACUGAAAGAGCUGUACACUGUGGCGUAUUAUGAUAGCAGCAAUGCAAUUAGCUUAAAUGACGCUCUUGAUGAGUGUCUUUCCAGACUGUAUACAGAUUUAAUACAGAAUCCGAAAAUAAAUGAUUUGACAUACAUUAAUGGUAUUACGAAAAAUAUGCCCCCGGAUUUUAUACUCAAUUUGAUGCAGCGGCACAUUCGUAUUGCUUUAGAUUUACAUAAAAGCAAUGCGAAAAAAGCUUUUGGUAAUUUUUCAAACUGGAUCAAUGAAGGCGUAGAUGAAAUUCAAUUCACUAAAGAAUUAUAUGAAAAAUUACUUAAGCAUUCAGAGCAGGAAGCGAUUUCCUAUCUUUUUAAGCUGUCUUCUCUGGAACACUUUAAUCAGUGGAAGUUCUAUUUAAUUCUACUACAGACACUCACAAGUAAAUGUAGUGACGAAAAUGGCGCAUUCAUACGAAAAUAUCUCAAAACACGUCUAACUCAAAUAUCAGCACUUCCAAAACGCGAGUAUAUGCUUCAUUUGUUACUAUCCGUUCGAGCUGCAACUGCAACAACGAUGGACAUUGAUAAGAAUAUUACUGCAUAUGCUGACUGGUAUAAACGAAAUGUUGCUGACAUGAAAUUCGUUUUAAAAGUGGAGGAAUUCAAGGCUAUAAUAGAUCUUUUGGAACAGUGUAUACCUUAUGAAUCAUUAGAGGAUUAUUUAGAGAUUCAUGCUACUUUCUCGAUAUCGCCACCUAUACAUUGUGGCAAACUAGUACAAAGUUACAAGAGCAAAUGUAAAAUGCAGUUGGCUAAGAUAAAGUCAAAGGCCAAACAGGGUAAUGAACACGAAGAGAGCAUAGUCAUUGAUGAUUGAAAUUAAAUAAAUUUACUUUUUCAAAUGCAAGUACGUAUUACUUCAACAAACAAA
This is a messenger RNA of Zeugodacus cucurbitae (melon fly), 1328 nucleotides long. RefSeq lists its product as uncharacterized. Lineage: Eukaryota; Metazoa; Arthropoda; Insecta; Diptera; Tephritidae. The coding region runs from base 117 to 1274 and encodes 385 amino acids. The record is from RefSeq and is a predicted model, not a curated record. The transcript is spliced from 9 exons.